This is a messenger RNA of Bombyx mori (domestic silkworm), 4595 nucleotides long. Its product is annotated as kinesin-like protein KIF12. Gene Ontology annotation, cellular component: microtubule associated complex. Lineage: Eukaryota; Metazoa; Arthropoda; Insecta; Lepidoptera; Bombycidae. Gene Ontology annotation, molecular function: microtubule binding; microtubule motor activity; ATP binding. The record is from RefSeq and is a predicted model, not a curated record. The transcript has 13 exons. Bases 448 to 2313 code for a protein of 621 amino acids. Gene Ontology annotation, biological process: spindle elongation; mitotic spindle organization; microtubule-based movement.
AGUCUGCAAAACUAGCGCGGUCGUAGCAUACGCGUCGCCAUAUUUAAAAAAAGUCGCUUGGCGCCAAACAAAUUUCGUUCUGAAUUGAAAUCAUCCAAUAGAUUGUUUUUUUUUUUUAAUUAAACACACGUGCGUGUUCUCACUGAUUGAAUCGAUUUAUUAAUUUAAAAAUAAUAACACAGCUUACAUACACAUACUACGUUUCUCUUAUUUUUACAUGUAAUUAAAUUUCAAUAUUGUUAGUGAAUUUUGAAGGUCGGUUUUAAAAAUGUAUUUUUUAUCUCUAUUUAAAAUACAGACACGAGCCCGCAUUUGUGAUGUAUGUAUAUUAAAACUUUUUAAUGUCACGUUAUCGAGUCUUGUCUGCUAACUACGUUCAAAAAUCGAUACGAUAUUUGUAAUGAAAAACUUUUACGUGUUCAAUGAGAAUGUGUUGUUGUACUAAAAAUGGCGCUGAAAAAUUUGCAAUUGUUACGACCUGCCAAUUCGAGUAUGGUUCAUCAUCAGCGGCAGACGAAGCCGAUGCGAGCCACACCAUCUGCUCUAUCAAAGAGCAUCUCGAAAUCAGCUGAAGCUCUGGCCGGAGCGAAAAUUGGUAAAGAGCUAAGUUCCCGCAAGACUAGAAGCACGGAGCAACCGAAUCAAGGGCCAGUGAGAGGCAGUAGUGUGGUGAACCUGCCCUCACUCGGCACGUGGCGUGGGAAGGACGACGACAGCUACCGUAGCAGAUCCAGAAAUGGCAGUGGUAGCAGUAGAGCCGCCAGCCUCGAUAGAAGUACAAGAGGAUCCAGUUCAACUGUCAACUCCGAUGAAGAUAAUAUCAAUGUCGUUGUCAGAGUACGUCCGGUCAAUGAGGCGGAGCGGUCUCGCGGCGAGCCCGUGAUGCUGGAGUUCCCCGGCAAGGGACAGAUCAUAUGCAACGGCACCACACCGAACAAACAGCCUAAGGUUUUCUCGUACAACGUUGUGUUUGAGCCGGCUGCUACCCAAGAAGACGUUCUAGAAUAUUCCGGAGUGAAAAGACUAUUGGAGAUGGCGGUUGAAGGGUUCUCGUGCACGGCCUUCUGUUACGGCCAGACGGGAAGCGGCAAGACUCACACUCUCACUGGACGUCCGGGCCUUAUGGAGAAGGGAGCCGGGCCGUACUGCGAAGGUCACGGCUUAGUCGUCCGCUCGUUCGUCUAUCUGUUCCGAUUGCUACGUAACCGACCGGAGUGCCACUUCGUAUUAAAAGCAUCUUUCCUGGAAAUCUAUAAUGAAAAGGUCAUCGACCUGCUAAACCCAGGCACUGCUAGGAAACCAUUACAAGUGCGAUGGUCGAAGGAAAGCAGGAGCUUCUACGUGGAAAACCAGUUCACUGUUGAUUGCGAGGAGCUUGACGACUUGUUCGCUGUUUUAGAAGAAGGUAUGAGGAACCGCGCCGUCGGCUCGCACGCAAUGAACGCUAACUCAUCGCGGUCGCACACGUUGUUGUGCGUGCGCGUUCGAAGGGAUCUCAGGACAGACGGUGACGUCACCUGCUCCACACACGGCAAGAUCAACUUCGUCGAUCUGGCCGGCAGCGAAAUGACGAAACGCACUCACAGUACCGGAAAGACUUUGGAAGAGGCCAAUAAUAUUAAUAGGAGUCUCAUGGUGUUAGGUUAUUGCAUAGCGCAACUGAGUGAUGGUAAAAAAAGAGGUCAUAUACCAUACAGGGAUAGCAAGCUGACGAAGUUGUUGGCUGACAGCUUAGCCGGCAAUGGGGUUACGUUAAUGAUAGCGUGCAUUGCACCGACGCGGUCGAACUUGAACGAGACGAUUAACACGCUGCGGUACGCCGCCCGAGCCAAGAAGAUCAAAUCUAAGCCCAUCGUCAAAAUGGAUGCUCGUGACGCAUUAAUAUUGAGUUUGAAACGAGAAGUGGAGGCGCUGCAAGCCGAGAACGCGCAUCUGAAGACAGCGCUACACGUACAGACCGACAGCUAUACUUACAGUCACAGGAACAGAACACCAAGCGAUAUAGAGCCGAAUAAACUGUACAAGCUGCCUCAAGCCGAGCUGGUAGAUCUGGUGCAGCUUCAUAUGGAGGAGAACACCGCGUUGAGGACGGAAAAUUCUGAGCUGUUCGGCGUCAGAGACCAGCUGCUCAGGGACCAGGAGAUCCUGAGCAGGGAGAACGAGAGGCUGCUGAAGAAACUGGAGGACGUUAACACAGUGUGCGUUCGUUCUCCGAUUAUACCAGCAAGAACGACGUACUCCAGUUCUGAGACAAACAUCUGGACGAACCCGGCGACUUCCUCGGCCAACAGUGUUGCCAGCGGAGGCAGCUAAGUGCUCCCAGACGCGCACGGUGUUGCGUUGGAAAAAAAUGUUUUCAAAUACGAAGAAGUAUUUUACUCUUUUUGGGUAAUCUCUCUGUCUUACACAUCCGAAAUCUCCGUGCGGGGACCAUGAUAGUUUUGGAAUUAAUCAAAACCCUUUUCAUUAUCUAAAUCUAUGUUGUUAAAUACACAUUAAUUUGUAAAACCUACAAUCCGUGUUUUUCAAAUAUCUAUCGGUUGAAGAAAAAUCUGUUUCACAUAAAGUGAUUGCCAUUAGAAAUAUGUACUUAUGUUAUAUAAGCUAAUUUUGCUGAAAUGUUGUAAUUGAACAAUCAAACAUUUAUAAAAUAAGAAUCUAAAAAGAGAAUUUCAUUAAAACGAUUAUUCAUACAGUACGUUUACAAAACAUUCAAGAUUAACCUAUCCUGUUAUUAUACGCAAAAUUACAAAGGGGAUUUGAAUAGAAUUUUGUACAUAGUGCGAGUACGUUUCGAGUGUGCAUAGUGCGAGUUUUUUAACGUUCUCGAUUGCGUAAAAGUUAACUCAAAUUUGUAUGGAGUUGGAACAGCGCCCCUAGCGGCAAACGUAGGCAGACUUUUUAACUCCAUACAAAUUUGAAUUAACUUUUACGCUAUCGAGGACGUUAAAAAACUCGCACUAAGCUCACAGGGAUCUUCUCUUUUACGUACCAAUCGGCAUUGAAAUGAGCUCCCCUGUACGGUGUUUCCCGAGUACUACGCUACGACUUCUUCAUUGAGGCUUAUGGAGAGAACUCAAGAGUAGGCAGCGGCUGCGCCCCUGACAUUACUAACGUCCAUGAACGAUGGUGACCACUUAUCGUCAGGAUACGUUUAUCGUGAUUAAGGACAGAAACCCAUCAUGGUCCGAUUUAUCAUCUGCUGUGCUAUCAUAAAUGAGGCCGUCAGCGCAAAGCGGUCUAAGCAUAGUUAGUAUGGAGCAAUGAGCUUUAAGUUUUCAUAUAUUUGAAUUUGAGUAGGCAAAAAAACAAUACGCGCAAAAAUAAUUUUUAUGAAGUCAUCUCUUAUCAAUGGGUGAAACUAUGGAUAGGCCGGUUUUGCAUCAAAAUUUGUUAUAUUUUAAAUAAAUUGCAAUAUACUUAAUAUAAGCAUGAUUAUGAAAAAUUGUGGUUUAGGCCACUUUUACGCUGACGGCCUUAAAAAUAUGAGUGUGUUCGCUGAUUUUUCAUUUUACGUAGGUACUAACUAUAUCAGCUACUUUCUAAUAUGGAAAAUGAGACUUAUGUGAUUGUUUCUAACAAAUUUAAUGGCCUCGCAACUAUGAGGCACGACUAUUAUUAACCCUUUUAGUGUUGAGCUUAUUUUCACAUAUUGCAAAAAUUUAUAAAAUAAAUUUGAAAAAAAGUACCAUAAAAAAUCAUAAGUAAAAAAAAUAAUACAUAAAUCAAUGAUAAAUUCACAGUAAAGUAUUUUUAAAUUGUUAUUUAUAAAUGUUAUUGACUUAUUAAAAACUUUUUACAUGGACGCUCUAAGAUACGUCCGCAAUAGGUACAUACCUAAUAUCUAUAAUCAAACUGCGCAAUAGUCGGUAUUCCGACGCUCCGCAAUUUUUACGCAUUAAUAGAGAGUCGAUCUAUCGACGGCGUAUACUCGAAAGGGUUAAAUAAUAUUUCUAAAAUUUCACAAGGUAAUGAUCACGACACCUGAAGUCAGAUUUGGAUAGUCGUUGUGAAUUAGUUCAUGAUCUAGUUAGCUAGUCUUUUAAUUUGGCCCCUAAAUAACAUAGAGGUUGUUUUUGUUCUGUUUAAGGCUAUUUUGAUUAAUCUGACCAGUAGCCAUUUCUCUAUUGAUGUUUCUAAUAUGAGAUGGCAGAAAUUAGAAGAGAUGAAUUAUUACUUUUCAUCUUUAUUGUAUAUUAAUUGUUAUGUAAUAUGGUGUCAAAGCACUGACCUGGAAAGUGUCUGGUAAAAGGAAGAGAGGCCGCCCCAGAACAACUUGGCGUCGCUCGGUGGAGCAGGAGCUAGGGGUCUUGGGCAUGACGUGGGAGGAGCUAGAACAGACUGCCCAAGACCGAUACAAAUGGAAAAAUUUGAUUCGAGCCCUACACCCCAGCAGAGGGUAAUAGGAAAGCAUGAUGAUGAUGAAUAUGGUGUCUGUAAAACAAUGUCUAUAUUUAUAAAACAGUAAGCCAUAUCUGUUUCGGUUAGUUUCAAAUAAAGCUUUGAAUUUAACAAAAAAUGUCGUAAGUUUUAUUUUUGUAAUUGGUGGCUUAGAUUUACGUUUGAGUGAAAUAAAAACCAGUUUAGAUUUCCAA